Molecule: messenger RNA, 2048 nt
Organism: Tupaia belangeri chinensis (Chinese tree shrew)
Lineage: Eukaryota; Metazoa; Chordata; Mammalia; Scandentia; Tupaiidae
Gene: UBA3
Product: ubiquitin like modifier activating enzyme 3
Exons: 17
Coding region: 13-1365 (450 amino acids)
Biological process (GO): protein neddylation
Cellular component (GO): nucleus; cytoplasm
Molecular function (GO): NEDD8 activating enzyme activity
Source: RefSeq, a predicted model, not a curated record
GGAAAGAAGAGAAUGGAGGGGCGGCUGGCUGAGAAAAUGGCUGUUGAUGGUGGGUGUGGGGACACUGGAGACUGGGAAGGUCGCUGGAACCAUGUAAAGAAGUUCCUCGAGCGAUCUGGACCCUUCACACACCCUGAUUUCGAACCAAGCACUGAAUCUCUCCAGUUUUUGUUAGAUACAUGCAAAGUUCUAGUCAUUGGAGCUGGUGGCUUAGGAUGUGAGCUCCUCAAAAAUCUGGCGUUGUCUGGUUUUAGACAGAUUCAUGUUAUAGACAUGGACACUAUAGAUGUUUCUAAUCUAAAUAGGCAGUUUUUAUUUAGGCCUAAAGAUGUUGGAAGACCUAAGGCUGAAGUUGCUGCAGAAUUUCUUAAUGACAGAGUUCCUAAUUGCAAUGUAGUUCCACAUUUCAACAAAAUUCAAGAUUUUAACGACACUUUCUAUCGACAGUUUCAUAUUAUUGUUUGUGGGUUGGACUCUAUCAUAGCCAGAAGAUGGAUAAAUGGCAUGCUGAUAUCUCUUCUAAAUUAUGAAGAUGGUGUGUUAGAUCCAAGCUCCAUUGUCCCUUUGAUAGAUGGUGGGACAGAAGGCUUUAAAGGAAAUGCCCGGGUGAUUCUGCCUGGAAUGACUGCUUGUAUUGAAUGUACACUGGAACUUUAUCCACCACAGGUGAAUUUUCCCAUGUGUACCAUUGCAUCUAUGCCCAGGCUACCAGAACACUGUAUUGAGUUUGUAAGGAUGUUGCAGUGGCCUAAGGAGCAACCUUUCGGAGAAGGAGUUCCCAGAGAUGGAGAUGAUCCUGAACAUAUUCAGUGGAUUUUUCAAAAAUCUGUAGAGAGAGCAUCACAAUAUAAUAUUAGAGGUGUAACAUAUAGACUCACUCAAGGGGUAGUAAAACGAAUCAUUCCUGCAGUAGCUUCCACAAAUGCAGUCAUUGCAGCUGUGUGUGCCACUGAAGUUUUUAAAAUAGCCACAAGUGCUUACAUUCCCCUUAAUAAUUACUUGGUAUUCAAUGAUGUAGACGGACUAUACACUUACACAUUUGAAGCUGAGAGGAAGGAGAACUGCCCAGCUUGCAGUCAGCUUCCUCAAAAUAUUCAGUUUUCUCCAUCAGCUAAACUACAGGAGGUUUUGGAUUAUCUAACCAAUAGUGCUUCUCUGCAGAUGAAAUCUCCAGCCAUCACAGCAACAUUAGAGGGAAAAAAUAGAACACUUUAUUUGCAGUCAGUAACCUCUAUUGAAGAACGAACAAGGCCAAAUCUUUCUAAGACAUUAAAAGAAUUAGGACUCGUCGAUGGACAGGAACUGGCUGUUGCUGAUAUCACCACACCACAGACUGUACUAUUUAAACUUCAUUUUACUUCCUAAGGAAAAUAAAUCUGCACGAACUAAAAAACUCAUGGAAAUAAUAUACUCCAUGGAUGCUAAGAAAUUUUAAUUGGUGUCAUUUUAGCAUUAGUGUUGGUGGAAUUUGACUUCUUACAUAAUGAAACAUUGUUUUUUGUAACUCUCCCUUGAAGACAGAAUUUUGGGGUUGGAACUUAAAAGUAUUUUCAUCGGUAAUAUGGGAAAUAAUGCCUGCAGAGAGAGAUUAUAAACAAAUGUAUUGCUUCUUUUAGAGGAGGAGGUAAAUACCCUUCAUGUGUGAAUUCUGAUAUUAUGGUCAAAAAACGCAUUCUUCAGCUUUCAUUUGAGCACCCACACAUACAAAAGAUGUCCCAUUAAAGAAAUUGGUUUAAAGUGUUAAAUAUUCAAUCUGACAUCUAAUGUAUAUUGAAUAUAAACUGUCUAUUGAUUUAAUGUUCAUUUAAGUGUGGCUGUCCAAAUGGAUAUUAAUUACUACAGAGUUUAUUUUGUCCAUAAUAAUAUGUAAAUGGUGUCAUAGCUGAAUAUCUGCAUGAAAAUGGGGAAUAUUUUCAUGUGUUUAUUUGCAGUGCCAAUAUGCACAAUAUUAAAGCCAAGAUAUGGCUGUUUAAAAAAUUUAAUAUUUAAACAGUUAUCACUGAUGCUUUCACAAUAUUUAUUAAUAAAAUCAUAUAUUGUCUACUUUU